AUGGACGUAGUUUACACAUUCCAGACCGGCGCCUCCUCUUUGCAGGGAGCCCUCAGGAGACAGCCUUCCAUCGUGAGCCAGCACCACGAUGUAAAAAAUGUUUCUAGCCCAACCCAUGUAGCUCUUUCCUCCGUCAAUUCCACUCCCACCACUUCUGCUGUUGCUGCUGCUGCUGCAUCUCCUCCUGCGGGCAAUCAAAGUGGUGAAUGCGUUCCGUAGCUCGCUCUACGAAGGCCUCGAGAAACCCGAAUCCAGAAGCUCCAUCCAUAACUUCAUGACUCACCCAGAGUUCAUCCUGGAGGAAGACGAGCCUCGGACACCAUUCCUUGACGGCGCCGAAGACGAGCCCGAGCCUGAGGGACUCCAAAAGCGAGGUGGGGGCGGCCUGGGGGGCUCCACGGCCCUCAACAGGAACAACAACGCCGUGGACAGCGAGUUCAGCUUCCCCGAGCCCGGGAGCCCCUUCCACAGCCUGGAGACCUCUGUUUGACCUUAGAACUUGGAAUUUCCCCCUCCUCCUCCUCCUCCUCUUCUUCCUCGUCCUCAUCCACCUGGGCCCUGUGUGAUCCCAGCACCAGUAACUGAUCACACUGCUGCGGUCAAACUGCUCAUGCCUGUAUCUUCAUUGAGGGGUUUUUUGGGGGUUUCAUGUGGUUUUUUUUCCUUUUUUGGGUCAGUUCCGUGGGGUUUUUUAACCGUAAUUAACAAGGGGAAACAAAAGAACAACAAACCGGGGGGUGGGAAAAAAGGUAAACCAAAAAAAAAAAACAAAAAAACAAAAAAAAAAGAAAACAAACCAAUUGUGCAUCUCCAUCCCUGAUUUUCCGUGGUACUCACCCAGGGGAAGCUGCCAGGUUCUUUCCUCUCCAAGAGUUGGGUUUUUCACUUGGGGUUUUCACUUUGGAGAAAUGCAUGUUCCAAGGAAAUUCAAAUUGUUGUAGUCUUACACUCCCUCAGCCUCAAGGCUGGGGGUGCACUUGUGACUUGAUUUUAUUUUUCUUGUGUUUUUGGAUUUUUUUUUUUCACAUGUGGUUUUUAGGGGUUUUUUCCUUCUGAUGUUGGGGUUUGCUCUUUGCUUGUGGGAUUUGCCCCCCUACCCAAUGGGAAGUGGGGAGGGGGAGUCACUGCUCCAGUGCAGAAAUUAAGGAAUAAACUAAAAAAUCCCAGCCAGGGGAAGGUGUUUACUGCAAGGUUCAGAGAUCCAGGGUUCCCACCAGUCUUCCACCUUUGAAAAAUGGUACCUGGGCUUCUUCCAGCUCCCCCUCCGUGUGUGCCCACACGUUUUCCUCUCUCUGUUUCCACACUGGGAGAUGAGAAAUGAAGGGAUAAAUUCUGAUUUUCCUGCAAAGGUGGAGGUGAAACUGCCAGGGAAAAAGUGGGGAGAACCCCCAGGUUGUGAGGGAUGCAGCUUCUUCCCAAGGAAUUCUCUAGGAAUUCUCUUCUCCUCCUCCAGGAGAGGCCUCUCUGCUGCGCUUGGUCAGGGGGGAAACUCCUGGAGGAUUUUUGCAGCUCUCCCAGCUCCUGCCCUCAGAGCAGAGGGAUUUUUGCCCUUUUUUCUGUGUUUUUGGGGUCCAGCACCCCUCAGCCUCACAGGGAUCUGGGAGGAGGCUCCAGCCAUGCCCAAAAGCCAUGGGAGGAUGAGUGGGGAUCUCCUGAAUCCUGGGAAGGAUCACCCCAGCUGUCCCACGGCCCAGUGGAAGGCAGGGAUGUCCUUGGAUGAUCCCACAUUUUCCUGCAGUUUGGUUUGGGUUGCUGCAGGUCUCCCUGAGGAGGAGCAUUUUGAUAUUUUUUUUAAUACCUCAGACCUGUUGAAAAAAAAUAAAAAAAAAAAAAGGACUCAAACCAACAACAACUUCAAGCCAAUUUUGGAGGCUCUCAAAGUCACUCCCAGAAAUCUGUGACUGGCAGGGUUUGCCACAAAGGGUCUGGUCGUUCCUUUAGUUUGUUUUUCCUCUAUUUUUGUCGUUCUAGUUUCCAUUUUAGGAGUUGGGGGGGGGGAGGGAGAAAUAAUGCUCUAUAAAUAUUAUGCAAAAAAAGAAAAAAAAGAAAAAAAAAAGAAAAAGAAAAAAAAUCUAGUUUUCUUUAGCUCAGAAACUGAUAUUUUUACGUCAGCCAUAUGUAUUUUGUUUAAAGAAAAAAAAGAAAAUAAAGAGAUCUCGAGUCCCCGCCGCUGCUUGAGGGCAGUUGCAAGGGACACUUUAAUUAAUUCCGUGGAUUAAUUAAUUCAGCCAUCGGAUGCCAGUCAGCUUCCUUUUCUCUGAGCAGCCAUCUUUCUACUAGCCGUGAGUUGGAUGACACAAAUGGGGUUUUUUUAUAUAUAUAUAAAUAUCUAUAAAUUAUGUUGGUGUAUGGCUGGUUGCUUCAAGUAUAAAUGUUUCUUGUGCAGAUUUCCUGUAAAGUUUUGUUUUUUCGGGUUAAGUUUCAGUGAUAUCCUGGCAGCAGCUGACUCUUGGCUUAAGUUAUUGAGGACAUUACACAAAAAAAAAAAAGAAAAAAAGAGAUUUGGGGGAGAUUGGUGCUCCAAAAACAAAGGCAUGGUCGGCGGCACGGACUUUUGGGGACUUUCUGCAACAUGCCUUGACUAGGGGGAGAUAUAAAUAUCCAUAUAAAUAUAUAUUAUUAUGAAUAAUUUCUGGGGUUUUUUUGCUUUGUUUGAACUGCCACGAGUGCGCGCGGAGCAGGGGAGGGCCGGCAGGAAGCAGAGCCACCCCCUCCCUCCUCCUUGUGAUCAACUUGCCUUGGAAUGCUUUGUUAUUAAAACACUCUGAACAUC
Zonotrichia albicollis (white-throated sparrow) is the source of this 2773-nucleotide messenger RNA. The record is from RefSeq and is a predicted model, not a curated record. NCBI's taxonomy places the organism in Eukaryota, Metazoa, Chordata, Aves, Passeriformes, Passerellidae.